Schistosoma spindalis is the source of this 3804-nucleotide messenger RNA. The record is from the annotation of a GenBank genome assembly. NCBI's taxonomy places the organism in Eukaryota, Metazoa, Platyhelminthes, Trematoda, Strigeidida, Schistosomatidae.
GUGGGAUAAUGUCAAUAGUUAUUUCAUGGUAAGUAUAUUUUAAGAUUGAAUGUAUGAAUAAGUACUUCAUGAAUCAAUCCCAUCACUAAUCCACCAUGUUUGUAACCAUUCCUUGGAAAAAAAAUCUAAAAAUAUAACUGUUACAAAUAUUCGCUUGGUAUUUUUUUCAUAUUUCAGGCUUAUGGAAUAGUUUGGAAAGCAUUGAAUAAAAAAACAAAAGAAAUUAUUGCAUUGAAAAAAAUCUUCGAUGCAUUUCGUAAUCAAACUGAUGCACAGAGAACAUUCAGAGAGAUCGCAUUCCUUCAAAAUUUUGGUAAUCAUCCAAAUAUUGUACGAUUGUAUAAUGUAAUACGUGCAAGUAGUGAUAAAGAUAUCUAUUUAGUAUUUGAAUUUAUGGAAACAGAUUUACAUAAUGUAAUUAAAAAAGGCAAUAUAUUAAAUGAUGUACAUAAACAAUAUAUCAUGUAUCAAUUAUUGAAAGCAACAGCUUAUUUACAUUCAGGUGAAGUAAUACAUCGAGACCAAAAACCAUCAAAUGUUCUAUUGGAUUCUUAUUGUUUAGUAAAAUUAUGUGAUUUUGGUUUAGCACGUUCAUUAAAAGGUCGUAAUAAAUAUGAUAAUAAUAAUAAUGGUAAAAUCAAUUGUAAAACAUUAUUACCUGCAUUAACUGAAUAUGUAGCAACACGUUGGUAUCGUGCACCAGAAAUUUUAUUAGCAUGUCAUGAUUAUACAAAAGGUGUUGAUAUAUGGAGUUUAGGUUGUAUAUUAGGUGAAAUGUUAAUUGGUACACCAUUAUUUCCUGGUACAUCAACAUUAGAUCAAAUAGAACGUAUUAUGGGUGGUUUACCUAAACCUAGUUCAGAAGAUUUAGCCAGUGUAAAAAGUCCAUAUAGUUCAUCGAUUUUACAAAAAGCACAUAUCAGAAAUCGCCGUUCAUUAGAUCAAUUAUUAAUCAAUGUUGAUAAGACAGCAACUGAUCUUUUGUAUAAAAUGUUACAUUUCAAUCCACAUAAACGUAUUACAGCAUUGGAAGCUUUAAAACAUCCAUAUGUUCGCAGAUUUUAUUCUCCCAAUGAAAUAAUGAUCAUGAAUCAUCAUGUUACUCCACCGUUAGAUGAUAAUAUACAGUUAACUGUUUCUGAAUAUCGUGAUCGUUUAUAUCAAAUGAUCAGUUCUAAGAAAACUAACACAACAACAACAAUCAUGGUUCAGAACGGUAUCAACAAAACAAAUCCUACCGAAAGAAAAAAUAUAAUUACUGGGAUUCCUCAACCCAUUCCUUACUCAACAUAUUCACAUAAUAAGAAGCAAUCUACUACUAAUCAUCAUCCAUCUUCAAAUAAUCAAACAACAAUAAUCAAGAAACAAGAUCUUCAGCAUCAUCAUCAACAUCAGGAACAACAACAGCAACAAUCGAAUCAAAAGAACACCCCUCAGGGUCAUUGUGACGAUAACAACAACAACACCAAGUCUAAUAAAAAAAAUCAUGUGGUAUGUGUACAAGUGAAUCUAUUACAUAAAGAGCCACAAAAUCAUUCAAUCAAUGAUAAUCAUGAUAAAGUGGCAAUUUUAACACCGAAAUUAACAUCAAUGUCAUUAGCUAAUGGCAUUUGUAAUAAUACGAAUUGUAAUCUUACUGGGUUCAAUAAUAAUGCCAAUCAAUUACACGAUAGUCAUCAGAUUAAUGGUAAUACUAAUGAUUAUGAUUAUAAUGAGAAUGUGAAUAAUGAUAAUUAUGAUGUACUUGAUCGAUCAGCAUCAUUAUCACUACAAUCGACGAUACCGACUUUGACAGGAACAACCGUAACAGCACAAGCUAAAACAGUUCAAUCAAAACAGCAUUAUCAAAUACGAUCAAUAUCUCAAAAUUCUAAGGUUAAUUCAAACUUAUCAACUAUUCAUUAUAGUCCAGUAAUUCGUUCGAAUUCAGUGAAUAAAAUGACAAUGAAUGAUUAUCAGCCAUCGAAAAGAUAUUUAACAAUUACUCCAUUAUGUUAUCCAAAUUCAUUCAUAUCUAAAUCAGAUAUUAUUACAUCAACUACACUUACAAAUCAACAAUCAUAUAGUCGAUUAAAUCAAUAUAAUAAUAAUAAUAAUAAUCAUCAUAAUAAUAGUAGUAAUCGUAGUGGCAGUAGUCAUAGCAACCAUUAUAAACAAAAACAUUCACAUUGUUCCAGUUUAAAUUCCAAUUCCAAUUCACGAAUUAAAACAUCAAAUUAUUAUUAUUAUUUUACUGCUAAUGGAACAGAUAAAUAUUCAUUAUUACCUAAUUAUAGUAAUUCAUUUGAAAAUGUUAUGGUAAAUUCACAAAGAAGGAUUGAUUUGAAUUACUCACAACGACAUGAAAAUCGUCAUAUAGCAUCUCAGCCAGAAAAUUUACCCAUAGAUCAUGAGUAUGAUUAUCUCCAAGGGACAAAUUACAGAUAUGAAAAUUGUAAGAAUAAUUCUAAUGAAAAAUAUUGUUCCACAUCAAAUAUUCAAGAAAAUUUAUUAAAUGGUAAUAUACAUAAAACUAGUCCAAAUCAGUGUAAGAAUGAAAUUUCAAAAGUUUUAUCAUCAUCAUCUACUAGUGAAUUACCAUCAAAUAUUGUACAGUCAACAAAUAAUAUAUCUAAUAAUAUUAAAGGAACUAUAAUUGAACCUAUUUCAUAUAAAUCAAUCGAUGAAAUUACACGUAAUCACAGUUAUAAUAGUAAUAGAACUAAUCAAGAAAACAUAUUCAAUUAUCCAAACUCAAUAAAACAAUCAAUUGAUGAAACCUCUUUGAAAAAUCAAUAUUUCCCUAAUCUUCAACAAAACAAAAGAAAUAAUAAUAAUACUAAUACUCAAUCCAAUUAUGAAUCAUUAUCUUUAAUGAAUAUUAAUCAAAAAUUAAAAAUUAUUCAAGGUUCAACAGAUAUUCAAAAUUCAAUGUUUCAAUCAAAAAUAUCAACAUCUUUAAAUAAUCUUAAAGCAAAAUUUCAUAACAAUCCAUCACAACAACAACAACAACCACAGCAAUCACAGAAACCACAGCAACAACACAAUUAUCGAAGACGUUCAUCAGAUCAUAAUGGAUCCAAACAUAAUGGUAAUAAUCAAUUAAUUAAUCAAUCAACUAAUGAUUACAAUUAUCAAAAGACAACAAAAGAUGAAAAUGAUUCAAAUCUUAAUUUAAAUCAAAAAUUAAUUACAACAUCAUUUAAACAAUAUACUUUAACAAAUCCUUCAUCAUUGAUCAAUCAUGAAAAUUUAUCAAUAAAACGAUCUCAAACUGAAUUAGUUCCAUUGAAUGAUCAGGAUCAAUUUAAAAUAAAUGAACAACAUUAUCAAAUGCAUACAGUAAUCAAUAAUAAUAAUAAUAAUAAUAAUAAUAAUAAUAAUAGUAAUACACUUUAUAUGAGUGAUCAAUCAGAUCAACAUUUACCUACUAAACAACUUCAUAAUCGUUUCAUUUCAUUAAAUACUAUUUAUAAUAAUGAUCAUAAUCAUGAACAAUAUAAAGAUCAAACAUAUUUGACAAGGUUCAAUUCUACAAAAAAUAACUUAGAUACAUAUUGUAAUAUUAAUGAUAAAUCUAUGGCCAUUUGUACUGGAUCAAAUAAUCAUACUUCAAUUAAUCAUCAAAUAUAUACAACUGGUCAAUUACUUCAAACAACAACAACAACAACGACAAGAACAAUAACGCCGCCACCACCAUCAUCAUCAUCAAAACCAAUUAUAUUAGAUUCAUUAAAAAUGACAAAUUUUCUUAAUCAAUAUCAAAAUACUCAUUUAAUAAAAACAAAUUCAUUAAAACAAACAAUUAAAAAUGUAAAAUUAUGA